Messenger RNA from Laetiporus sulphureus 93-53, 701 nucleotides. Its product is annotated as 40S ribosomal protein S9. Gene Ontology annotation, molecular function: rRNA binding; structural constituent of ribosome. Gene Ontology annotation, biological process: positive regulation of translational fidelity; translation. The transcript has 5 exons. Bases 59 to 637 code for a protein of 192 amino acids. Lineage: Eukaryota; Fungi; Basidiomycota; Agaricomycetes; Polyporales; Laetiporaceae. The record is from RefSeq and is a predicted model, not a curated record. Gene Ontology annotation, cellular component: cytosolic small ribosomal subunit.
AGAAUCCGCAAGGUAGCACUAGGAUCCCUCAUCGCCGUAGCCGACCCUCUCAAGCAAAAUGCCUAGGGCUCCGCGGAAUCACAGCAAGACCUAUAAGGUUCCCCGUCGUCCCUUUGAGACCGCUCGUCUCGAUGCGGAGUUGAAGCUCGCCGGCGAGUAUGGUUUGCGCAACAAGCGCGAGAUCUGGCGCAUUGGCCUCAUUCUGUCCAAGAUUCGUCGUGCUGCUCGUGAGCUGCUCAAGCUCGACGCCAAGGACCCCAAGCGUCUUUUCGAGGGCAACGCCCUCAUUCGCCGACUUGUCCGCAUCGGUGUGCUCGACGAGUCGCGCAUGCGUCUCGAUUACGUGUUGUCGUUGAAGAUCGAAGACUUCUUAGAGCGACGGUUGCAGACCCAAGUCUUCAAGAGCGGGCUCGCCAAGAGCAUUCACCAUGCGCGCGUGUUGAUUAGGCAACGACACAUCCGUGUUGGGAAGCAGAUCGUCAACAUCCCUUCAUUCGUCGUUCGUCUUGACUCUCAAAAGCACAUCGACUUCGCUCUCACGUCGCCAUACGGUGGAGGCCGUCCUGGUCGCGUCAAGCGCAAGCGUGCUGCUGCGGCCGCGAAGAAGGAAGAGGGUGGAGAGGAGGAGGAAGAGUAAACGAGUCGCUUGCUGCGCUUUUUCGUAUGUCAUCAUCUCAUGUGGUUGUAUGUUUAUGGCUGCG